AUGCAUAAUAUAGAUAAUAACGAUAAAUAUAUAAAUAAUAAUAAUACAAAAAAAAAAAAAAAAAAUUGCAACAAUAUUAAUAAUAAUAAUGAAAGCAAUAACAAUAGUUAUAAUGAUAAGUUAUUUUUUUCAGUGUGGAGAAACAAAUAUCUAUUAAGUGAAAUACAAAGACAUCACAGGUUAUAUAAUGAAAAUGAAAUACUGUAUAUUAGCAAGUCAAUAGACCAACUUAGAUAUCAUCCACAUAGAAGAUAUGCAACAAAAAUUAGGAUUGUGGUAGAUGAUGAGGCAUUAGAACCACAUGGUCAAGUUAUACCCUAUGGUACCACAGAAUUAGAGUUCGUGAAAAAUUCUAAUAUACUAAUUAAAGCAGGUGAUAUUCCACCAACUGUGACCAGUUUGAGCUUUGGAUGGUACUAUAUUAAUCAAAUCGAUAUUAAAUCUGUCUUACCACCAGGCGUUACUAAAUUGAAAUAUUGCAAUCUUGAUGAAAUUCCCACUUCAGAUACACUACCUCCAUCUCUCACCAGUUUAGCUAUAGCGACAAAUCAAGAAUUUAGUAAUGGGACUUUUCCAAAAUCAUUAACUUGCUUAAAGUUGUAUGGAUUUAAAAAUAGUAUAACUCCAGGUUUAUUCGAUUCAAUUGUAGAUUUAAAACUUUCAUCUUUUGACCAACCUUUAAAAUCUGGUGAUUUACCCAAUACAUGCAAAAAACUUAAUCUCGGUUUAUAUAAUCAUCCUAUUCAACCAAAUAUUCUUCCACCUCAUUUAGAAACUUUAGAGUUAAUCAAAUAUAGUCACCCAAUACCACAUGGUUCACUACCAGAAUCAAUCACCGAACUGUAUAUGUUCAGGUUUGAUCAACCAUUAUCAAAUAUAUUAUCACCAUUAAAAUCAUUAAAAACGCUAACACUAGAUAGAUUUAAUCAAGAGAUAUCCAUCGAAACAUUCCCAUCCUCCAUUGAAACUAUAAAUUUGGGUAGUUUUAACCAAGUUUUGAAACCAAAUGUACUUUUAUCAUCAAUCACCAAACUCAAUUUAUCAAACUAUUUCCAUCCAUUAGAGCCACAAAUAAUACCAGCAAAUGUACAACACUUGGAAAUUGGAGGAUCUAGCUUUGGUAAGCAUAUAUUCCCACACUCUUUAAAAACUUUAUCAUUAACAGGACCUCAUGGUAUUUUAUCAGAAAAUGAUAUACCAGCCUCAGUUACACAUCUAGGAUUCGGUCGUUCAAGAGUUACAAAUUUUCAAGAUAUUUCAAUUCCACCAUCGAUUAAAAUACUUGAACUUCCACUCUAUUAUAACCAACCUCUUCAAGCUGGUUUUAUUCCAGAUUCAGUUGCAGAUUUAACUUUUUCUUCAUACUAUAAUCACCCUCUUCAAGAAGGCGUAUUACCAGAAUCAAUCACUAGAAUAACAUUUGGAUUUAGAUAUAAUCAACCUCUAGAUACAAAUACUAUUCCACAAUCUGUUACACAAAUAAGACUAAAUGAUACAUAUAAACACCCAAUACCAGAGUCUUUAUCUAGUAGAAUUUCAAAUAUUAAAUUUUGGAGAUAG
Molecule: messenger RNA, 1560 nt
Organism: Dictyostelium purpureum
Lineage: Eukaryota; Evosea; Eumycetozoa; Dictyosteliales; Dictyosteliaceae
Exons: 1
Coding region: 1-1560 (519 amino acids)
Source: RefSeq, a predicted model, not a curated record